AUGCCGAUCAACCCGAAACCUUACCUCAACAUGUGUACCGGUAAGACUGUUUUAGUUAAAUUGAAGUGGGGCCAUGAAUACAAGGGACUGUUUGUUGCUACGGAUCCAUACUUGAACUUGCAAGUAGCUAAGACGGGUGUUUUGGAUGAAGUGCUUAUUCGGUGUAAUAGCGUUUUGUACGUUAGAUGUCUGGAGGAAGAUGACGAAGAAGGAGAAAUGAGAGACUAA
This is a messenger RNA of Nilaparvata lugens (brown planthopper), 228 nucleotides long. RefSeq names its product small nuclear ribonucleoprotein F-like. Gene Ontology annotation, molecular function: RNA binding. The record is from RefSeq and is a predicted model, not a curated record. NCBI's taxonomy places the organism in Eukaryota, Metazoa, Arthropoda, Insecta, Hemiptera, Delphacidae. Gene Ontology annotation, biological process: spliceosomal snRNP assembly; mRNA splicing, via spliceosome. Gene Ontology annotation, cellular component: U1 snRNP; catalytic step 2 spliceosome.